Messenger RNA from Diorhabda carinulata, 6658 nucleotides. RefSeq lists its product as uncharacterized. Lineage: Eukaryota; Metazoa; Arthropoda; Insecta; Coleoptera; Chrysomelidae. The transcript is spliced from 6 exons. The record is from RefSeq and is a predicted model, not a curated record. The coding region runs from base 228 to 1244 and encodes 338 amino acids.
AGUUCUUGUUGCUACCGCUGAUUUGUUGACCAAGUUUUGUUCACCUUUCCUUUAAAUAACAACAAAUCCUUACAUAGACUUAAUUAGAAAUGAUAACAUGAAUUAUUGCAAAAUCCAAAUUAAACAUGGUACAAUUCGGUAAUUGAAAGUAGUCUAUAAGUUGUUGCACAUAAUUAGAUUCAAGUUUUAUUUUUUUUACAUAACAAGCAUAUAAAGUAAUCAUAAAAAUGUCAAGUAAUUUAGAGGUGGACAGUUUUGAGGAAGCUAAAAAGCUCGUGCGAGAUUUAAGGCAGAAAACAAGAGCUCAAGCUCAACAAAUUAUGGCAUGGAGGAAAGCCUUUAAAAUGCAAGAAAUUAUGAUAUCUCGCAUAGAACGUGAAAAAAAUGACCAAUUAAAAGUAUUGAGUUCAAAACUUCUCCUUUUUGAGUCAAGACUGAUCAGAAAACAAAAAGACAUAUCAACGAUGUUAAACAUCAGAGAAACAAUCAUACAGCGCCAACAAAAAAUGAUCGAAACGUUAUCAAAUCGUUUACAGGACAAUGGUCUAGAGGUACCCGCUCAAUCGGAAAUUACAGAAUUAGAAUUCGCUUUUCCCGAUUUAGAUUCUCUUAAUGAUUCUGACAGUGCCGUCGUGAUGGAGGACCUCGAUUGCGAUCACCCUUACCAAGUACCCAAGUUUAGAAACAUGGACGGAGUUACAGUUAUGCGAUCAAUAUCAGACGCAAUAGAUCCAAAUUUGAAGUAUUCUUCUACAAGACGCACCAACAGUUUCUUACGUCGUCCAGAGAUACUAGAAACUGUUUACAGUGUCGAAGAGGAUGCCGAUAACGAUCAAGAAAAUAAACUCGACGCGAAUAAACGAAGGGAAUCGUUCGCUAAUAGAGGCAAAUCAAAUUGCAACAUCGAAAGUCAAAUUAUACAGGAUAAAUCGUUGGAGGAUAAAAGGAUAGUUGAUGAAAGUAGUUCAUUUGAAGAAACUUUGUCCAAUAAUAUUUCUUGGUCGUAUAUGAACGAGAAACCAGUCGAGACAACAGAAGAUAAUUCAAAAAAUCAGGUGAAGAAGUACAACCGAGUGAUGUCCAAUCACAGAUCAGUAACGAAACCGAAAGAUGUUAAGUACAAAAGGAUAAAUAAAGCCAAGUCAAAAAGUCUGGAGGAAUUAAGAGGAAAAUUGAAGAAUUGGGUCGAACAAGGAACUAAAAUAUCGAGUUACAGUUUGGAACACAGUCAAAGUUACGCCUAACGUGGGCGCGUUCUACAUUUUUAUCCAGCUUUGUAUAUUAUGUUUUCAUUCGGAGUGGAUCACAAUUAGUGGAUGCUUUCAAUACCUAUUCUUUUUUUUGUAUUUUGACCAUACUUUAUCUCCUCUAUACUUUUUUCUGUUUUCUCUCCCCAUUUUCUUAAUUUGGUGUUUUUUUUGAAUCCCCUACUUAUAGUUUUUGUCUCUUUAAUUUCUUUCACUUCAUAAAAAUUCCAUUGUUUCUUGUUUAUUUUUUCUAUUAUUGUUUCUUGUUAUGUUAUUAAUAUCUAUUCUUUUCUUCACUAUUGUUUUGAUGUUUUCUUUCUAUUCUCUUUAUUUUUGUCUUAUUUUUUCUUCUGAUUAUCCAAUUUUCAUAUUUUUUUGACUAGAUAUUUCUUUUUUUAAUAUGUGGUACAUUUUUUUCUUUUCUCUUCUUCCUCCCAUUUAUUCCUCUUCGUGGUAAAUAUUUUCAUAGUUUUCUUUUUAUUUCUUCUAUCUGGAUAAUCAGUUAGCUUCUUGGUCUGCAUUAUUGCUUUAUCCUUAGAAAGCUUCAUCUUGAUUUAAAAUAUAUGGUAGAUCAUAUAUCGAUUUUGUUGAAAUUUCCAAACAAAAUGGCGAUUUUUAAAUACUUUUGACUGAUGUAAGUGGAAAUAACAAUUUCACAAAUCACGAAAACACAUCUAUCAACAAAUAUCUAGUUUAGUAAACAAAAAAAUAAGCUUUCUAGCAAAAUUUCUUUAUUCAUCAAAGUUGUUUCCUUUCAAAGAUGAUUCAAAUACUUCUUUAACCUUCCUAUGCCAUUUUGGUAUACCAUUGUUCCUUUAACCUCAAAAUAGUUUCUAUUCCAGCACAAAAUUCUUAAUAAUUUUUCACCUAUAGCAUUUUUUUGCUAUGCAAACACCUAGUAGUCACUGGGUGCCAAGUUUGGAGAAUAUGGUGUCGAAGCUAUUUGACUAUAAUCUAGUGACAUGGCGCAUUGGAAGAGGUUUUUUGUAGUAAUCUAUCUCCAAUUAGUUCAAUAAGUAUAGUAACAUUUACAGUUAUUCUUUUUUUUUUUAAUAACUUUUCACUAAUACGUCCUGUAUAUUCCAAAAUUCAGAGCUUAUACCUUCACUGACUGAUUGCUGCUCAUUUUCUUCUUCACUCAGUGUCGUGUCUGUAGUCAUCUCCAACUACAUUUUUAGGACUGUUUAAAUGUUUUUUUUUUGUAAAAUCGCUUCCUUUCAACAUCCUGAUCAUUGAAAAUAAUCAUUGUUCAUUUGAAACCCCACAUACCAUCAAAGAUGGUUGAUUUCUCACGAAGUUAUUUUUUUUAGUAUUGGAAAUAUACAAAAUUUGACCUCUAUCAUAUGAAAGAUGAUAUAAGGAGGACAAAAAUUGAAAUUUAAUUUUUGGUGACCUGUAUUAGUAACUAGGAACUUAUUGAUUGAUUCAUUACCUAUCAUAUUGAUAGGUAGGACAAGUUGAGUUGAGUUUUAUAUUUUGAUAUUGUUAUAACGUUUCUCCGGUAAAGGUUCAUGAAUAACACUGUAAAAGUUGAUUCAAUACUCAAAACUGUAUCACACCAAUUCAAACUCUACAAUCAUUUUAAUAACGAAUACUUUACUUCACUCUUUAUAUCUUUACUUCCAAGAAUACUUGUAUCGUUUCUUGCAUAUCUUCUAGAACAUAGUAGAAACUUAUGCCUAGUUCUGUGGUCCUGAAACAUCUAGAAAAGUAGUUACCCAAUAAUAGAUGGAACCACCCUCAUUCUUUUAUAGUUUCCACUACAUUAAGUUAUGACUUGCGCCGUCAAAAGGCGCGUGGCUGUGUAUCCGUCACAUAAUUAAUAUGAGCAUUUGAUUUUGUGACAAAUUUUUGGUUUUAUAGAAAACUACGAUUGAUAUAUUGUCGAGAAAGCGAUUUCUUACAAUUUUUUAUCCACUCUGUAUGAAAGGUUUUAUUUUUGAAUGCUGCACGUUUGAAACUAAAAGUAUUAUUGUCUUGUUAACUAUAUUAUAAUAAUAAUAACGUUUACCUGCUAAAGGUUGUGAUAUAUAUAUAUAUGUAUACAUAUAUUACAAAUGUUUUCCUCAAUUUACGCGGUACAAAAAGUAUACUUUUUGUAAAAAAUUAUGGAGCACGAUCAAUUUUUUUAUUUAAUGAGUAAUUUUUAUGGUAUUUGUGAUAAUUAUCUUGAAUGUUUAAAAAAAAAUAAUGACAAUCCUAGACAUUUUUUGAAUUUGUUCUACAAAAAUCACUAAUCAACUGAUAUUUAAUGUAAAAACUUCCAAGUAACUAGUUUUUUAGAUAAAUAAUUGCAUUUGCAUUGCAUUUUUUAGACUGUUAUAGCUGUCACAUAUUUUAUUCAUUUUUCUAUGAAUUUUUCACGCACUUGUCUAUGAAUUGAGACUGUUUUUCAAGGAAUCUCCCUCCUUAUGUUGCCGCUAGUGUUUCUACAAAAUGGUGCUAGAUUUAAAAGUUAUAUAAGUAGUUAGAUAGUGGAAAUUAUUUUUUCAAUUAUUACCUUAUGCAAAUUUUGUUAUGACAGGAGGAAGGAGAACGCGCGAUAAUAGACAGAUAUUCUUUUUGAAGUAAAAACUGACCUAUUUGUAUAUUUUUUCCAAAAAAAAUCUUGUUUUCGAGAUAUUCAAACUAUUUGCGCUUCGUUGUCGCACCAUGUAUAGUUUAUUUUUAAAAAUGAUCGUCGAAUUAUCUAAAAAUAAAAUGAAAACAUAUCCAUGUAAAUAUUUCGUACUUCGUACUCAAAAAUUGGAAUCUUUUAUAUUAAUAUUCACUUACAAGUUCGUUUUAUGUGUCAGCUUUGAGUUUUUCUUUUCAAAUGAUGAAUCAUAAAAAAACAUGUCAGUUAUAAUGAUAACUUUGUUUUUUCUAAUAGAAAAAUCACUUUAAAUUGUUUUUAAAAUGCUGUCAUUAGAUAGUACAUACCAGGACGGGUCAAAACUUUUUCAAAUGUAUCAAAAUAACUAUUAUUCACCUCCGAAAUAAUUUCGAAAUUCAUUAUUUGGAAAAUGUAUUUUGCUGUUCUUCAAAGGAGAAAACAACUACUUUCCUGGCUAAGGCCUCGACGAAUAUUGAAUUACAACUCUGAAGAGCGUGAUGUCAAUCGACCUUUUGUCGAUAUUAACAUCCCCAAUGGCUCCCAAUUGCAAGGAGAGGUUGUAGCUACUGAAUAGUUUCGACGUCAAUACGUCUCAGAGCAGUUUAACAACCCUCGAUUGAGCUUGAAACCCGAACUGAAGACAACGUCAAAGGGCGUCGCUGUUUGUUACAUGUAGUCAAACAUUUCCCAGCGAACACUAAAUACCAGCUACGAACCACUGGUCAGGUAGUCGCCGAUAAUAUAGAUUUCGAUGGUAAAUGAGGUGUGUAAAAUGUUUCAAAAUAAAAGAUUUCUACUUUUCACUUCUGAAAUAAUUUUGAAAUUCAUUAUUUCGAAAAUGUAUUCUGCCGUUCUUCAAAGGAAAAAACAACCAGUUUCCUGGCUAAUGACCUCUACGAAUAUUGAAUUACAACUUCUCUAAAGAGGGUUUCAAGCUCGAACGAGGGUUGUUAAACUGCUCUGACGAGACGUCGAAAUUAAUUAGUCGUUACAAUCUCUCCUUGAAAUCGCGAGCCAUUGGGGAUGUUAAUAUCGACUUCAGGUACUUUUUGAAGAAUCUUCCUUAUCAUACCUUUCGGUCGAACUUGGAAGCAUCAAUAAAAAAAAUAGGGCCAAGAGUGAAAGAGUUAAUUAUACAGUCGAUGUCUUUUUUAUGUCGAAUUGUAACAAAUUAAUUUGGGAUUCGUGUGAGCUUGUUCAAAUUUUGAUAUAUGAUAGAUGACAGGAGUAGUCAUACACUUGUAUUUAAGAGGCGGGAAUUUCAAAAAUUCAUUUAUGAAUUUUCCAAUUCUAAACACACUGUUUAUACUACAACUACACCAACCUGACAAUUACACUUCCUGAUGCCGCGCGUUUCGAUAACCAAGUUAUCGUCUUCAGAGACUGAAGUAAACAGUUUGCCCAAAACGAUAGCGUUGGCUCUGAUGACUGCAAAAAAUAGAAUUCAUAGAAAAUACCAGUUAUUAGAUUGUUGAUUUAGUGAUAAAUGACUGUUGAUUUAUUUAAAAUUAUUGAUCGGGGUCCGAAUAUAAGCUACAGAUAAUAAAUAGGGUUAGGCAAAAUAACACACAGUUCCACUAAAAUGUGGAACUUAAGUAUGGGAGUAACUGCGCUUUUGGUAAUAUUUUUCACAACUUCAAAUCAUUCACAACUAAUCGAACUUCCACUCAUAUUAAUUAGUUACAAUAAGUACGAGGUUGGUCCAAAAAUAUCGAAUCUAUUUUGAUAUGUUUCCACUUCCCGAAGUAUUUUGGAAAUUAUUUUUUUUUAUAAAAGGAUCAAAAUUAAUCUAUUAAAUUUAUUUAAAAUUUUGACAGAAAUCGUCCAUUUCUUUCUUUAAACCAAUCUCGUAAACAUUAAGGAAAUUGAUAAGGAAUGAAAAACAUCUGUUUCUGGUAUUCAGUGAUUUGGAAUUAGCAUAUGACUGUCACUAGAAUGGAAAUACGAUACUAAAGAAAGUAUCUAAAAGGUUAAUAAAGCACUGAUGAGGUAACACGAAGAGAAUAAGAAUUUUAUUGUUGCACUCUUACAAUUCGAGAAAACACCAAUUAUUAAAAAUAGAGGUACGGAGUUUGUUAUAGUAUACCAGAACAUGUAAUAGAGAGAGAAAGAACAUCGGUAUACCACUAACUACAUCUACUCUAUUCUGAUUAGUAUAAUUCCACUUUCAAGCUGCUAUCUCUAUUUCUAACUUUAACUCUAUGUACAAAACACGUCCGAUAAGACGUUUUAGAAGUGAUUGUAAUGUCAUUCUGAUGGAAUUCGCUUGUCCAUCCUACAAUCUAUUCGUAAGAAUGGUGGACGACACCAAGACGGUUUCAGAGCUGAUCAAGAAUUUCCGAAUCGUUUUAUCGAGCUUAAAAUUAUGUAAACGAGCAUCGAAAGGGUAUAGUUGUGAAAUUAAUAAACUAGGUGUGGUCGUGUGACGUUUCAACGCGAAAAAAACAUUUUAAAAAGCCACCUACCCUCGUAACGUUAAGCAGGCUCAAAUGCCUGCCCAAAAAGAGUAACGCCUUAAAGGUAUUUUUUGUUAAUUAUACGAUUUCAUUGGUUGGUAAUGGUAGUGUUGUUGGUAAUUUACCAGUUGCUCCUCUACAUGCACUCGAAGCUUUUUACUUAUAUGAAUAAGCCUAUCUUUCCUAAGACUUGACACAAUAAUAACAUACAAAUUGUUUUAUAUUUUAAAACGACGACUGUCAAUUUUUUUAUAAAUAUUUUUUAAAAUUUUCGCUCUUCCUGCCUUUGUACAUAAUCAGCCAAGUUUUGUGUUUUAGUUGAUUAUUUUAAAUAAAUUAUUAAUAAAGUUUUAUUUAUA